UUGCGUUGUCGCUGCAGUCGCUCACUAGCAGGUGUGUUGUGCGCGCGUGCGUUCACGAUAAUUAAAUAGUCAAUUGGCGCCAACACGAUCGCUUAAUAUCGAGCAAUUCGUUUUCAUGACAUUUUGGUGAAAGUGUAGUGUUAAAGACUAAUGAAGAUGACCGUAAAUCGUCUGAGGGUAGUGGUGCUUGGUAGCUCACGCUGCGGCAAAUCCGCCGUUGUAGUCCGUUACCUAACUAAAAGAUACAUCGGAGAGUACAGUUCAACUGGUGAUUUUUUAUACAAUCACCGGGUUUCCUUCGACGGAGUAACAUCAGAAGUAGAAGUUUUAGAUACUUGUGGAUGUGCGAAAAGAGGUUGUCUACCCGAACAUUUACGUUGGGGCGAUGCAUUUGCGGUGGUUUAUUCAGUCUGCGACCGGCGAUCUUUUUUGGCUGCAGCUGAAUUGUUGGCACUCCUGGAAAGGACCAGACUGCCCGGCUGUGCAGCUGUUACGUUACUGGGAAACAAAAGGGACUUAGAACAUGCCAGGGUUGUUAAAACCGAGGAGGGUCAAGAGCUGUCGUUGCGUUUCGGAUGCCAGUUCUACGAGGUGUCUGCGGCGGAGUCUUGUGCUGGCGCCGCCCUCGCCUUCCACGCUCUGCUGAGAGAGGCGCGAGCGUUGGCUCUCUUACUGCCAGCGCCCAGGCGGAAACUGGCUGCCUACUCCGUCUCUAAGGUAAUUGGUUCAAUUCUCGGCCUUAGCAACAAGAGCGUAAGAAAGAAACGACCUUCACUUAGCAUAUGAUAUGCUUAUAUAAAUUUUUGGUCUUCUUCACUCCGAGAGGAGUUUGUUCUUUCUUUGAGAAGCUGGAAGUUCCUGAAGGUGGAACGGAAAGAUUGAUACUUACUAGAGAAAGUAAGUAUGAGAGAUGCCACGUUUGAAUAAUUUGGGGCUAUCGACGUUGGAAAUUGUAAAUUAAUAAGACUGAAUUUUUAAGUAAUAUUUUGUAUUCAAACUUGAGCGUUUAUAUGCUUUUGUAUAUGUUUGUUAUAUAUUUCUGAUACUGUUAUAUUUUUUAUUGAGGCGAAAAAUCUGUUUUCGCUGACAGCUAUUAUUAUACAUACUGUAUACUGUUUAUUGUAGCUACGAAUUAUAUAUAUUAUAAGCGGUUUUUGCUGUAGUGAGGUGUGCCUUAAAUGAAAGUCCAAUUUAAUAUUUUAGCAGAUUUUCCAUACAAUGUUUCUAACUAUAUACCUAUGCAAUAUAACCUUGCUUUUGCAUUAAUAUUUAUAAAAGUAUCCAUGAUGUGUAAUGAAUUUAACAUCAAGAUGUUUAACCCACCUUUAAAGCAAGGAUGUGUAUAUUAGUGAAUACUUUUUUAUAAAUAGGAUAUCAAUAUUUAAAACAAUACUUUUGUGCUGAAUGUAAGUGAUGAAAUAAAACUUAAUGUAAUAUAAAUGAUUUGUAACAAAACCAUUAAAAGAGAAAUAAAAAAAGUAUAAAUACUUUUUAGUUUUUGAAAAUGGAACGGUCUAGUUUGUAGUUUUACGGUGGUAUAAUUCAUAGAACGGUUACUAUUUACCGUUUUGUUUGUUCGAAAUUCAAAUUCUUGUUGACAUUUCAUAGUUGUCUAACAAUUUCGAAUUCUUAUUGUUUAAUAACGCAAUGCUGUUUUAUAUGAAGUGUAAAUACAAUUUUAUACACA
Molecule: messenger RNA, 1687 nt
Organism: Danaus plexippus (monarch butterfly)
Lineage: Eukaryota; Metazoa; Arthropoda; Insecta; Lepidoptera; Nymphalidae
Product: ras-related and estrogen-regulated growth inhibitor-like protein
Exons: 6
Coding region: 151-786 (211 amino acids)
Molecular function (GO): GTP binding; GTPase activity
Source: RefSeq, a predicted model, not a curated record